AGUUUGUUCAUUGAUUUCAAUUAAGGCGAUGAAGAUUACAUGGGAAUUUCUAGUUCCUAGAUGUUGUAUAUCCGAAAAACCAAAGACAUCGAAAUUGGUAUCGAAACAGAGUACAUUUCAUCGGAUUUCAGUUUCAGAUUUCAGUAAUUCGACGAUUUCAGAAGAUUUAUCAAUAUCAUUAGCUGGUUCAAAUCUUCAUGUUUUCAGUGUUCAAGAACUGAAAGUUAUUACUCAGAAUUUUUCUUCAAGUAAUUUCCUUGGGGAGGGAGGUUUUGGACCAGUUCAUAAAGGUUUUAUUGAUGAUAAACUUAGACCUGGUCUAAAACCUCAACCUGUCGCUGUAAAAUUUUUAGAUUUAGAUGGCACUCAAGGUCAUAGAGAAUGGCUGACAGAAGUGAUAUUUUUGGGGCAAUUGAGACAUCCACAUCUGGUGAAGUUGAUUGGAUAUUGUUGUGAAGAGGAACACAGGCUGUUGGUCUAUGAAUAUAUGCCCAGAGGGAGCUUGGAGAAUCAACUUUUUAGAAGAUAUUCUGCAUCACUUCCAUGGUCAACGCGGAUGAAAAUAGCACUUGGAGCUGCAAAAGGCUUAGCUUUCCUCCAUGAAGCUGAAAAACCAGUCAUAUAUCGUGAUUUCAAGGCUUCAAAUAUCUUGUUAGACUCAGAUUACAAUGCCAAACUCUCUGAUUUUGGACUUGCUAAAGAUGGCCCACAAGGAGAUGACACACACGUCUCCACCCGAGUCAUGGGAACACAAGGCUACGCUGCUCCUGAAUACCUCAUGACCGGUCAUUUGACCGCAGCAAGUGAUGUAUAUAGUUUCGGAGUAGUACUACUGGAGCUUCUAACUGGGAGAAGAUCCGUAGAUAAAACUCGUCCAAACAGAGAACAAAAUUUAGCAGAUUGGGCAAGACCACAAUUGAAAGAUGCACGUAAAUUAGCUAGAGUAAUUGAUCCAAGAUUAGAAGGUUUAUAUUCAUCAGAAGGAGUUCAAAAAGCAGCAUAUGUAGCUUACCAAUGCUUAAGCCAUAGGCCAAAAGCUAGACCAGAUAUGACUACAGUUGUCAAAACACUUGAAACAUUGAAGGAUUAUAAGGAUAUUUCAACAAUGACAUUUGUCUAUAUAGCUCCAGUACUUGAUCAAGACAAACAAAGUCCUCAAAGGGAAUUACUCAACAAAACAAAUACCAAUACAAAAAGUUCACAUAAGAAAUUAACUCCAAAUUUACCAUUGCACAAUGAUUUCCAUAGAGCUUAAAUAAUUGUAUACAUCCACAUUUUUUUUAUCUUUACCUCAAAAUUCUUUAUUUUUUUUAUUGAAUGUAUUUGCUAGAGAUUUGUUUGGCAGUUGAACGUUUCGGAAGAAAAAUUCAGUGUUAUAAA
Solanum pennellii is the source of this 1380-nucleotide messenger RNA. RefSeq names its product serine/threonine-protein kinase RIPK-like. Gene Ontology annotation, molecular function: ATP binding; protein kinase activity. The transcript is spliced from 5 exons. The record is from RefSeq and is a predicted model, not a curated record. Lineage: Eukaryota; Viridiplantae; Streptophyta; Magnoliopsida; Solanales; Solanaceae. Gene Ontology annotation, biological process: protein phosphorylation. Bases 29 to 1255 code for a protein of 408 amino acids.